CGAUGGUUGAGUAUGUCAAAUCAUCUUCAGUCCAUUCUUUUUUAAUAAUUCAGAUUGUUCACGUGUCUCCCAUACGCGUCAUCUCCAAACAAAUAAUUUGAGCCAUUUGUGUUUGCGCUGAAAGAGACAGCCAAGUCUUUUUUACUAGUUUAUAAAAGUUUGACAGGUAAUUUAGAAAAUCACUCCGAGCUGCACUGUAGGUUCGUCUGAGAUGACUCGAGUUGUGUGUUACGCAGCGGAUUUCAUCUGCAAUGCCACUCACAUUAUGAUGCGUGAAUCAAGAGUUGCAUCUAGAAAUAUGUCCUCCAUCUUGAUCCAAACAGUGAAAGAGGAAGAUGACAGCUGCACUGUUCAAACAGAGAACCCAAAAGUUGUGCCAAAACUCCAAUUCUCGAUUCGUCCAGCAAACGAAGGCGACGUGCCAGCGCUUAAAAAAAUAAGACAAGAUAUGGGAAUUCACGACGUCCCAACAGUUUUUCAAACUUUUAUGAAACUAGAUCCACAGGGAUUAAAGAUAGCUGUGAGUGAUACAGGGAAAAUACUGGGCUCUUGCGGUUGUGUAUUCAAUGGCGAUGACAGUGAUGGAGUUUAUUUCGGAGGUAUAUAUUGUGUUGAACCUAAAUAUCAAGGAACUGGUAUAGGAUUAAAGAUAUACAAGGAAUGCUUCGAACAUUUCGGUGAUUCGAACUGUGGUUUAAACGCUGUACCUGGUAUGACAGAAAUAUACAGGGAUAGAGGAGGUUUCCCCGUGGAAGAAAAGGAAUGGGUGUGCCUUAAGAACCAAACAUCCAGCUAUGUGUCUCCAGAUGUACUUUCGAACUUUGUGCCACAAGGAGUAGACAUUCAACCUUUUCAUGACUCUUUCUUAGCAAAAAUGGUUGCAUACGAUCAAGCUUUGGUUGGUUUCCGAAGAUCUUUACUACUAUCCAUGAGCUGCAAUGAAAUGAACAGCAAAACUUUUGUUGCUUUCAAGAAUGGUGUAUGUGUUGGGUUUGGUACUAUCAAAGAAAGUUGCCUUGGAGCUGGUCGGGUGGGACCUUUGUAUGCAGAUGAUCCAGCUGUGGCUGAAGUUAUCCUGCGGAAACUUCUCGAAUCUUUCCCUGGUCGUAAUGGGUUCGCAAUGAUGACAAUUAGCAGCAAUGUUCCUGCAAAUUCCUUCCUCAGAAGAUUGUCUUGUCCUGUUAAAGAAGAGUGCCAUAGGUUAUAUACCAAGAAAAGGAUGAUUGUGGAUACCAACAAAAUAUAUGCCCUUUUCGAUAUUAAUUUCUCUGCUUUUUAAAUAGUCAAAUAUCAAGCGUUGAAUAUAAUGUAUUAUUAUUGUUUAAAGAAAUCUGGAACAAUCGUUGUAACAAAAAAUGCAUGUCAGAUCUCAAAACUUAAAAAAAUUUAAAUUAUAAGAAACCUUAAAGGCAACAUUGAGGGGUUAUAAAUCAUAUCAAAUUAAAGCCAAUUAACUUGAUAAUAAAAAGUGUAUUAAGUAUAGAAUAUCAAAAGAAAGGCUUCAAAGUGAAAAGAAAAGAAAAGAUUAAAAGAAAAUGUGAUAUAAAUUAGAGAAAAAAUUCUAAAAUAUUAUCAGCCAGAUAACAAUGUUUUCAUUCCGAAUAAAGAUUUACAGGUUAUUAAACUAUUCAUACGUUGAAAAAUUCAAUUUUAUUGUGUAACAGUAUCAAAAAAUUUGAAUUUAAUGGCGACCUGCUUUUAUGAUGAAAGUAUUUUGUGGAAUGUUUUCGUAUAGUCAAAUUCAAUAUCAAAAAAUUUACACAUGAGAAAGGUUGCAAAAUAUUUUUGUAUAUCAUCUUUAUUUUUGAAUAGAAGAAAUAAUUUGAAGUAAAAAACGAUAAUCGAACGAAAGUCCUGAAGAAAGAAACUAAAUUUUGAAAAGCAGUAUGAAAGAAAAUAUUAAAAAUAUCGCUUAUAUUUAACAAGCACUAUAUGGAAAAAUUUCAUUUCUUCCAAUCACAAUGCUUAAAAGAAAAGAAUAAAAAUUACGAAAUUAUGACGCGAUUAAAUAUCUGUAGAAAGAAAGCAAACCAACACUAAAUUUUAAUCGCCACAUUUUAAAAACAUUUGUUAGGUGUUAGGUUUUGAACCUGUUUAGUCUAAUACCAAAGUUAAUGAAUUAUCACUUCAAAUAAUUAAAAUUUGGCAGCAGAGCAAUUUUUUUGUCUAAUCAAAAUAACAUCUUAAAAAUAGCUGAUAGUUGGGAUUGCCCUGAUUAUAAUAUACAAAGUAAUAUACAAAAUCUUUAAUUGAUAAAUUAAAGAUAAGUGACCGGUCACCCGUCGGAACGCCAAAUUUGUAUCAGACGUCCGAAAUUUCGCUGACUUGCAUUGUUACAAAAAAAAUAAUAACAAACGUCUUAUAGGAUUGCAAUAUUUUUGUCGGAGACUUCAGAUUUGGCAAGAAAUUAACAAAAAAAAUCAUUUUGGCGUACAAAUUUUAUUCCUAAGACGGGCCAGUAAAUUUUGUGUUACUUAUAGUAAGAUCAUUGUUUUUUUAAUUUCAUUAUAUUACCUUUUUUACAGGCGCCAUUUGUAAAAGAAGUUAUAAGGAUUGCGAAAACAUAAUGAGAUUAAAAAUCAGUAAAUUGUAAGCAAACGAAAAAAAAAUUCUAAUACACUUGAAAAAAUAUCACACAAUAUACAAAAUUUACAAAUUAAAAUAAAAAUCACCUGAGUCAGUGAAUUGGAUAUAAGACAUGUAAUUUAAAAGUGAAUUACAUAACAAUGUGAGUAAGUAUCUGCGUUGGCCAAAAUAUAGUUAAUAUAUAUGGGAGAUUAUUCUCAGUUGUAAUAAAUAUCUAUAUUACAACUGAGUAAUAAAUAUCUAUAUUAAUACUUUUAAUACUCCCUAUAACUAUAAAAGAUAUUAUUUAUAGGUAGUUCGAACAGUUUUUACCGAAAAAUAAACUAAAUAAUAAAUCAAAAAUAAAAUGAUAAUAUUAUCAUUGCUCUUAAAACUAGAAUGAAAAGAUUACAUGGAUAUACCGACAAGGAAUUAAAGUUGUUCGAGAGGAAUGCCUCAACUUUAAAAUACAGUACAAUAUAACACUCCUUGAAAGAGACAUGUAAUUUACAUAUGUUGCUAGUUUAUAAUGCUGAACAAAUCAUUACCCUGAUAAAACAAAUUGAUAUUUAUAUCAUUGUACUUGAUGAAUUAAGUUCUACUUUGCAAAGAAUUUUUUAAUGUUGUAAAUAACUUGUGUACAGUGUA
Molecule: messenger RNA, 3213 nt
Organism: Argiope bruennichi
Lineage: Eukaryota; Metazoa; Arthropoda; Arachnida; Araneae; Araneidae
Exons: 4
Coding region: 212-1279 (355 amino acids)
Molecular function (GO): acyltransferase activity, transferring groups other than amino-acyl groups
Source: RefSeq, a predicted model, not a curated record